GUACAAUGCAUUAGGAAAAACGUGAGAGACUUGCCAGGAAUAAGGUGAGCAAUUAUGGUGCAAACGGAUAAAAGAUGACUUAGAACUGAAAGGGCGGGGACUACUGCUGCUAUCCAAACACAUUGUUGAUGGGCGGUAACAGUCACAGAACCAGGUUUCCUUGUUUCUUUAAUAUGGCGAAAGAGUAUGAUUAUCUACUGAAAGUCCUUUUGGUAGGUGAUAGUGAUGUUGGUAAGCAGGAAAUAUUAUCCGGAUUAGACGAUGGCUCAACAGAAAGCCCGUUUUGCAGUGGUAGUGGAACGGCACACAAAACCACGACAAUUCUACUGGAUGGUAAACGCGUGAAACUUCAAAUCUGGGAUACGUCCGGUCAAGGACGAUUUUGUACGAUAAUUCGUUCUUAUUCGCGCGGUGCGCAAGGCAUCAUUCUCGUUUACGAUAUCACCAAUAAGUGGAGCUUUGAUGGAUUGAAUCGAUGGUUGAAAGAGGUCGAGGAGCAUGCACCAGGAGUACCAAAAGUGUUAGUGGGGAACCGACUUCAUUUGGCGUUUAAACGACAGGUUGCCGCAAAGCAAGCAGAGCUGUAUGCUUCGCGGAACAAGAUGGCCUGCUUUGAAAUAUCCCCAUUAUGCGAUUUUAACAUACGGGAAUCGUUUUGUGAACUCGCCCGAAUGGCUUUACACCGCAACGGUAUGGAACGUAUUUGGCGCUCAAACCGAGUAUUAUCACUACAGGAGUUGUGCUGUCGAAGUAUAUGUCGAAGAACUAAUGUAUAUACCAUAGAUAACCUACCUUUACCCCCAUCAGUGAAAUCUUACCUAAGAUCAUAUGCGCUGACUUCAUCUCAGUGUUUAAAUACGGUACUCAACAAUUCUGCAUCCAUAGCUAAAAAUCUCAAAUGCAAAACUGCAACGUCGUAUCAUCUAAAGCAGAACAUUAGAAACGGUUGUAUUAUUUCCUGAUUUUCGUAUGCUACCUAUGCUGUCUGUAUUUAAGGUUGUGCAAUGCUGCAUAUGUUAUUGAUUUUAUGAACGAAUAAUGGAUUUUGUCUAUAAAAUAGCUAUGAAGAUGUUGAUUCGGUAAUCUAACUUUCCCUAUCAUUUGCGUGAACAACCAUGUCUAAACAUCAUUUUAGUGCGUAACGGUGUGAA
Anopheles cruzii is the source of this 1151-nucleotide messenger RNA. RefSeq names its product ras-related protein Rab-40C (gene Rab40). Gene Ontology annotation, molecular function: GTPase activity; GTP binding. NCBI's taxonomy places the organism in Eukaryota, Metazoa, Arthropoda, Insecta, Diptera, Culicidae. The record is from RefSeq and is a predicted model, not a curated record. The transcript is spliced from 3 exons. Gene Ontology annotation, cellular component: plasma membrane; synaptic vesicle; endosome. Gene Ontology annotation, biological process: intracellular signal transduction; protein localization to plasma membrane. Bases 129 to 962 code for a protein of 277 amino acids.